AUGUCUGAAUCAGAAACUGCAGAGCAAACGUCUACUGUAGUGGAUCAAUCCUUUUCCAAGCCUACUCAUAUUAGUACAUUUCCUUUUCAAGCCAUCUGUCCUUUAUCAGAACAGGAAAACCUUGAUUACGAGUCUACCUAUAUAUCUGCUCAAAAGCGUUCGUCCAAGGAGUUUAAAGCCCAUGGUCCAAAUGAUGGGAAAAAUAAAAAGAGAAAGUGGGGUCCUAUUACUUCUGAAAAUACGGAAACAAAGGAAUCCAUAGAUACUUUAGAGAAAAAACCACGCAUGCCAAAGAAAAAGGUUGUUUUAUUGAUGAGCUACUGUGGUACUGGAUAUCAAGGCAUGCAAAUUAAUCCAGAUGUGCCAUCAAUUGAACUGGAUCUACACAAGGCAUUGGCUGCUUCUGGGGCUAUUGCAUUUAUGCGAUGUGCUAGAACUGACAAGGGAGUCCAUGCAGGCGGUCAGGUUGUGUCUCUUAAAAUGAUUAUUCAAGACUCUGAUAUUAUUGAGCGCAUCAAUGCUCGUCUUCCGCCCCAGAUCCGAGUCUGGGGAUACGCUCGUGUUCAACAGCAAUUCCAUGCCAAACACCAUUGCGAUUCCCGUAUUUACGAAUACAUCCUACCCACCUCUGUCUUGAAAAAAGUCGAUCCCACAUACUAUCCACUUUCCAAAAUUGGUGUAGCUGCGGGUGUAACGUUUGAAAAUAUGGGCAGAGCGAAAAUGGAACCUAUCGAGAUACCCGAGCAUACGGACAACGAAAAAGAGACGAUUCAAGGAUACAGAACCAACCACCAGGAGCUUGAAGAGUUUAGAGCUAUUUUAAACGAGUAUGUGGGAACGCACAAUUACCAUAACUUUACCAUUGGCAGAAAGUUUGAAGACAAGAGUUCAAUACGAUACAUUAUUAGCUUCAUCUGUUCUGAGCCGUUUCAACGUGACAACACAGAAUGGGUCAGUCUUAAAGUCAAAGGGCAAUCGUUUAUGCUGCAUCAAAUUCGAAAAAUGAUUGGUCUUGCUGUGAUGAUGAUGCGCACGAGCACACCAAAGAACCUGAUUGCAUCUACAUUUUCCCAAACACGUAUCAAUAUUCCCAAAGCUCCCGCACUCGGUCUAUUGCUGGAACGUCCCCUGUUUGAAAACUACAACAGUCAGAUUCAACCAAAAGGAGUGGAUCGUGACGUGAUUGAUUUUGAUCAGUACAAAGAGCUUAUAGAUCAAUUCAAGGAGGAUUGGAUUUACAAGGCACAGAUUCAAGAGGAAAUCAGUAAAGGACAUUUUUUAGAAUGGACAAGAGUUGUUGAUUCCAAUCCAGACGAUUAUGGAUGGUAUCUUACUUCCAAUGGAUCCAUCAUGGAAGAGUAUAAGCCUCCAUAUAUUCAUGCUACAAAUUUGAAUCCAUCCAUCUAUCGUCACGGUGGCAAGAGCCAGUCACGAUCAGAUGGUGAGGACAAUGCCGAGUCAAAAGAUGAAGACUAAAUUCAACAGAAUGAAUGGUGUAUUUGCAGUUUA
This is a messenger RNA of Batrachochytrium dendrobatidis JAM81, 1509 nucleotides long. RefSeq lists its product as uncharacterized. Gene Ontology annotation, biological process: tRNA pseudouridine synthesis; mRNA pseudouridine synthesis. The transcript has 7 exons. Gene Ontology annotation, molecular function: RNA binding; pseudouridine synthase activity. Lineage: Eukaryota; Fungi; Chytridiomycota; Chytridiomycetes; Rhizophydiales. The record is from RefSeq and is a predicted model, not a curated record. Bases 1 to 1476 code for a protein of 491 amino acids. Gene Ontology annotation, cellular component: nucleus.